Messenger RNA from Trichoderma reesei QM6a, 1164 nucleotides. RefSeq names its product uracil phosphoribosyl transferase. The transcript has 3 exons. The coding region runs from base 222 to 896 and encodes 224 amino acids. NCBI's taxonomy places the organism in Eukaryota, Fungi, Ascomycota, Sordariomycetes, Hypocreales, Hypocreaceae. The record is from RefSeq and is a predicted model, not a curated record.
GUCCGCUUCUUUCUCCUCUUUCCUUAGGCCGUACCUAUCAAGAUUCUUUGCUUGCUCCUAGAAAUCCUAUAUCCGUGCCGUUUCUCGCUCUCUGUUUCGUGGCUUCUCGUUCAGGCAAUCUCACAGUUUCUACGUGUUACAUCAUUUGUCCGUCUUCAACCUCUUGACAGGUAGAUACGACAGCACAACACACGCAACAUCUUCCAGAUACAUCACCAGCCAUGGCCUUGCCUUCCAACGUUCACGUCUCGCAGCAUCCCAGCUUGCUGGCCAAGCUCAGCCAACUGCGAUCCAAGUCUGCCAGCUCUCGCGACGUCAAGUCUCUGAUCCACGAGAUCUCAUUAAUCAUUGCCUGCGAGGCCGUCAGCUCGGCUCUGAAACCAGUCAAUGGCCCAAAGGAUCAAACUCCCCUGGGCUAUGAAUACACGACCGUCGUCUCUGAGCCGAACCACAUCUGCAUAGUCCCGAUCCUCCGGUCCGGCUUGGGCAUGGUUGAAGCCGUACAAACCAUGCUUCCCGACUCCGUACCUAUCCACCACCUCGGCAUGUACCGCGAGCCCUCGACCCUCGACCCCGUCGAAUACUACAACAACCUUCCCCGGCAAAGCCCGGGCUCUGCCGAGAGCAGCAAGCUGGCCAUCAUCGUCGAUCCUGUCAUCGCUACUGGCGGUACGUGUGCGGCAGCCAUCCAGACGCUGCGCGAAUGGGGUGCCAGAAGGGUGCUUGUACUGUCUGUCCUGGGGGCUGAAGAAGGUGUCCAGAGGGCUGCUGCCGAGUGGCCCGAAGGUACGGAGAUUUGGAUCGCGGGCGUCGACAAGGAGCUGACUGAUGGGGGCAUGUUGAAGCCCGGCUUGGGCGAUGUUGGAGACCGUCUGUUUUUGACUAUUGGCAAAUAAGCAGCGCAUUCUUGCUUGAACAGGUGGAUAUCAGAGGACCAAGUGUUUAGAAGACGGGACAACUGACUGAUAUAUAGCGCUAGAUAUAGCCUUAAAUGGGGACGAGUGUCGGCAGGCUUACUUGGAAGGCUCUACUGGCUUUGCUUGCCAUAGGGAAAUGUCUCCGGCAAGAGGAACAUGUGAGAGGGCAGCAGAGGAGAGCUUUCCUAAAACAUCUCCUGUGACCUUCUCGAACAAUCUCCCUGACAACAUGCUUUCCUUGCGCCCG